Seriola aureovittata is the source of this 4072-nucleotide messenger RNA. RefSeq names its product tetratricopeptide repeat domain 14 (gene ttc14). Lineage: Eukaryota; Metazoa; Chordata; Actinopteri; Carangiformes; Carangidae. Bases 443 to 2833 code for a protein of 796 amino acids. The transcript is spliced from 12 exons. The record is from RefSeq and is a predicted model, not a curated record. Gene Ontology annotation, molecular function: nucleic acid binding; protein binding.
GGAGGCUCACUCGUCCAUUGCUGUUAACGCUGCUGCUAUAGCUAAACUGUGUGCAAUUAAAUCGAUAUUGUUUUAUCUUACGGAAAACGAGGGGACAUCGCAGAUGUAAAACCCUCGCAUUAUUGUGAAAUUUUACGAAGAUAACAAACCACAGAAAUCCAGUGCCGGAGUGUUAGCUUGACUCUAGCGUUUGUUUUGCUAUACAGCUAGCUAAACGACACUGAGCAACGCUGUUAUUUCAUUUAGGGUGUAUUCCUCUCCGUGCCCUCUAAAGAAUUGAACAUUUCGCAACUUUGCACACAGAUCUAUUACACUGCAGUGCUUUGUGGUUUAAAAAAAUGUCUGUCUACCGCAAGAUGAAUACCACAUUUGCUAAAUGUUGCUAACAGCUACAUCGUAACUGACUUAUUUAAUAAUGUGACUGCAGUCCUGUGAAAACAGAAUGGAUAGAGACUUGUUGAGGCAAUGCCUCACGUAUCAUGGAGAGUCCUUGUUCAACAAACUGAAAUGUGAACAAACAGAAAACCCAGACUUCCAAGCUGUGGUGUCUGACUUGUGCAAGGCCACGAAUGAAAGCAGGGGUGAAGAUCAGGGCAGCCCCCUUGUAGAGCAGUUCAUUGCCAGGAAGGCUGACAUCCUGUUCUGUCCAGCAUGGAAGACCGCCACUCUUCAAGAAGAAGAGCACGAGGCGGAGGAGGACGCUGCAGAGCCCUAUGCCAUCAUGCCACCGGUGGAGUUGUUCAUGGAGGUGUCGUAUGAGGAGAGACGAUCCAUGCUGUACAGGGACUUGGAAAGAGGAGACAUCGUGGUGGGGAGGAUCAACAACAUAAGAGAAUACGGCUUCUUCCUCACUCUGCUGUGCAUGGCAGGAGGCCUGAAGAGAGACAUAGAGGACCUGGAGUUGUCUGCUCUAUGUCACAUCAGAGAAAUUCCCUCCACUGGGAACCACGAUGAUCCUCUGUCCUACUACCAGAUUGGGGACUUCAUCAGAGCUGGAGUGAAAGACAUUGACCGCUACCAGGAGAAGAUCACCGUUUCCCUCCACCAGGCCUCUCUUUCUCCCAGCUUGGAGAGCAUCAAACUGGGAGUCAUUACGCGGGAGGAGCUGCCCGUGCACUACAGUCGUAGCGUUCGCGCAGCCAGCGACUCCAGUGAGACGUAUGAGUGUAUACUGAAGAGCUGCCACGGCUACCACAACCCCUCUGUAGUGGACUACCUGUUGGAGAAGGUGGGAAUUAGCGACACCCACCCACCAUCAAUGAUGAGAGGACUACAGAGUAAACUUUUUCAAGAGGAGGAUUUUGCCUCAGCAAUCAGGAAGAAGCAGUCCGCCUCCUGGGCCUUGAAGUGUGUCCGUGCAGGUGUGGACCAUUUCAAACAUGGUCGUCAUGUGGAAGCCAUGAAUGAGUACAACAAAGCCUUGGAGAUCGACACUAAUAAUGUAGAAGCACUGGUGGCGCGAGGAGCUCUGUAUGCUAACAAAGGCAGCAUCGUAAAGGCUAUAACAGACUUUGAACUGGCUCUGGAGAGCUGCCCAGAUCACCGCAACGCCAAGAAGUACCUCUGCCAGACACUGGUGGAGAGAGGAAAACAGCUUGAAGAACAAGAGAAACUAGUUACAGCUGAAGGAUUGUACAGGCGAGCUCUGUCUCUAGAUGACUCAAACCCUGAGGCACAAGAAGCCCUGAACAAGAUCACAGACACAAUACAGAAAUCGAUUCGCCUGCGAGAAGAAGCACUGGCUAAGGAGGAGGUGAAAGCUAAGACCAGCCAAACAAGCGCUGAGAAAUUGCGUAAGAUCUUAAAAGAGGAGAAGAGGAUGAAGAAAAAACGGAAGAGAUCAGCAUCUUCUUCAUCAUCAUCCUCCACUUCCACCAGGAGCUCCUCUACUUCUUCAUCGUCCUCCUCCUCUCGCAAGAAGUCCAAAAAGAAGAAAAAGAAGCGUCGGAGGUCUGAGCGUGGAAGUAAACGCCAUCGUAGGAUCUCCUCAAGGGAGAGCAGGAAGAGUGAGGAGGGUAAGAGCGAGAAAGACAGGAAGGAAAAAGAUGAGGACGAGGUGGAGUGGUAUCCUGCACCUCCCAACACCUCUGCCACCUUUCUCAACCAGGAGGGAGGCCCAGGGUUUGAGGAGAGGGAUGAGGUAGAAGAGAAGGAUGCAGAAGAAAGAAGAAUAUGUCAGCUUUAUUCUUUGUCGGCAGCUUCAGAGAACGAAGAGUCUGACUCCUCGCGUAAAGAAAGAAAGGGAAGGGACAGAGAGGAGAGCAGGGCAGGGAGAAAGAAAAGCAGUAUGAGUAGAAGCCCAGAAAGAGAGAAGAAGAGGAGCAAGAGCAGAGAGGGGAGGGAUAAAAACAGGGAAAGAGGGAAGGAAUAUAACAGGAGGAACAGUGACUCUAAGAUGAGAAGGAGCUUAGACGAGAACAGAAAGCGAAAAAUAUCCUGCUCCUCAGCUGACUCUGAGUAUUCACGGAAAUCUAGUGUCCGAUCUGAGUAUUCGGGAAACUCUGGUUCUGCUUCCAAACACUUGGAGAACAGGGUUAGACAUGACCUCUCUAAGAGGAACUCCUUUGAUGGUGGUAGGUAUGAGAACAGAGGGAGGGAUGAAAUUUGUGAGGUAGAAGACGUAAAAAGAGGGAAAGAAAGUAAAAAGGGGAGAGAGGAGGAAGAGAGAAGCAGUAAAAGAUCAGAAAGUGCUGGAAAUCAUCAUGAACAACGUGGUGGUGUGACCUCAGUGCCAGGGGUAAGGCCUAAAAAAGACCUUCCUGCUAAUCUGCUAGAUAUUUUCAAUCAGAUCGCCCAGUUUGAGAAGGAUAAAGGAGGCAGGCCAAAAAAAUAACUCCAAAACAAAAGACCAGAAUAUGCCAAAUACACACGUUAAAGAAAAGAGACUUUGAAAUGGAUGAUUGUACCAUUUAUUCAUUCUCUGGACCGUGCAUCAAGAUAAUACACCUGAGACACGGCCAGAUGUUUUGCUGAUUGAAUGUCCCAAGAUGUUUUCCGUUACCAUCAGUGUUGCAGAAAAUUUGUCAUUUUACUUUGAAUUGUCUAAUUCUUUAUGGUAGAUUUAAGGCCUGUAGUCAACUCUGAUGAUGGCUGGAUAAUAGCUGGUAAAAAUGAAAUAAAAUUGAAACUAAAUAAAAUUGUGAAAAUACUAUCCCAAAUAAUGUGAUAACAUCAUAUUACUGUUGUUACUGGUGAUCAUUAGUGUAAUUAAUUUUUACUUCUUAUAUCUUCUUAAAAAAUAACUUUACAAAAUAAUAUUUUAAUGUGAGAGUAUCUGUGACUAAAGAUAUUACAUCUUCAGUCAAUAUUGUUAAAUUAGCUGUGUAAUUUCCUACUUAAAUGGUCUUUUUUUUCAUACAUAUUGACAUUUGGCACUUUGGUGUCACAUCAGUUGCUACAGGCUUUAAUAUCCGUUCUUUUUCGUUCAUCUUAAGUUCAGACUUUUUUCUGUCAAAGGAGCUAUAUGUAAGUUUUUGCUUUUUGUGCAUAGCCAACGUUAGCAUUAACAGCUGUUUACCUACCAGUUUAGAAGAAACGUUACAAGUUCAGUAUCAAACUUCAUUCCUUUAUCUGCCAAGAGCUGUCUCCAGUGGUGGAAAGUAACACCAGUGUUAACUCUUGUUUGGCUUCUUUUUUUUUUUCCUCUCAUUUCUUUUACAGAAGUUAGCACGCCAAGCAGCUAACCCUGGUCCGACCAGAACGUCUAUUCACUUUCCGAUACUGAGUCACUCUAGUGUCCAGUGUGCCCUUAACAUACACAUUAUAUCCUAUAUAAGCUCUUGGCAAGCAGCCAUCACCACCACCAACUCCCAACAAGAAACCACGUUUGGCGACAGAGAAAACUUACAUACAGCCCCUUUAAGAAGAUAUUGCCUUAUGUUUACUGCCUUGUGCCAGUUUGUGCCAGUUUCUUCCUGUGGCUUGUUAAAUCUCUUCCCAGACAACCUGACUGUUAGUUCCACGGUACAUUUUCCAGCUUUAUACAAUGCAGAUGUUCCAUCUGUAUUACAACUCAUUUUCUCUUGUUGUAUAAUGAACUCCGUUGAAUCAAUAAAGCAUUUAAAAUGUUAAA